GUUAGUCGCCAUUUUGAGAAGUUCGACCUGCAAACACCGGCAGGAGGUGAUUGCGACGCAGCAGACCUAUAACGUAUUUGAUAUUUUAAUAAUAGUUUUCGCUAAAAUAAGAAUCAAUGUCUCGAUUUAACAAUAAUCGCGGCGGACUUGGGAUGAAUCAUUUCCAACAACGCAGAGGCGGUGGGCCUGGCGGCCCGAUGCGGGGUGGAGUAAUGGGAAACCCGAAUUUCAGGAAUCAUCCAUUUCAAAAUCAGAACCAAAAUCGGAGGGGACCAAAUAAUAACUUCAACAAACCGCCUAAUCAGGGACCACAGACGACUCCCCAUAAGCCACAACAGACCCAGUCGUUGCCUAUCAUUCCUCCACCGAGCCCCGGCCCCGCUCUCACGAUGAAGGGCCCGAUGCAGCAGCAACAGAAACCGGUACAGCAACAGAAACCGACAACUCCAGCGCCUCAACCGAAGAUUCAGUCCCCACCGCCGAAACCUAACAUGACCUCCCCUCAACCGAAUCAGGCAAACAAGAAUCAGAACCAGCAGCUGAAGUCACCGGUAGGAAACGCUAACGGACAGCAGCAAAAGCAGCCCCCACACCCGAGCCCAAAGGCCGGGCCACAGCAGGGCCAGAAGACAGGCCCCCAACAAGGCCAGAAGACAGGUCUCCAACAAGGCCAGAAGACAGGCUUCCAACAAGGCCAGAGGACAGGGCCUGGCGCCAUGAAGCCUAAAGAGGAACCAGAGAAAAAGGCCAUGAACACAGUUAAACCAGAGUCAGACGAGGGUCAGGCACAGGAGGGGUUUAGAGCAACGCUGUCCAUGCUGCUGAAACCCGGUGAGAAGACAUACACACAGCGGUGUCGCCUGUUCAUUGGUAACCUGCCCAGCGACAUCACAGAGGAGCAUUUUAAAAAGCUCUUUGCUAAAUAUGGAGAGCCCAGUGAAGUCUUCAUCAAUAAAGGCAAAGGCUUUGGUUUCAUCCGAUUGGAGUCUCGUGCACUUGCAGAGAUAGCAAAGGCAGAGCUGGAUGACACGCCAAUGAGAGGUAGACCUCUGCGUGUCCGGUUCGCCACACACUCUGCAGCCUUGUCUGUAAAGAACCUCUCACCAUUCGUCUCCAAUGAGCUCCUAGAAGAAGCUUUCUCACAGUUUGGAAUGGUGGAGAGGGCCAUUGUCAUUGUAGAUGAUCGUGGGCGUUCCACAGGCAAGGGCAUUGUUGAGUUUGCCUCCAAACCUGCAGCCAGAAAGGCCCUAGACCGGUGCAAUGAGGGCGUUUUCCUGCUCACCACGUCACCAAGGCCUGUUAUUGUUGAGCCUCUGGAACAGUUUGAUGAUGAAGAUGGUCUUCCAGAGAAAUUGGCACAGAAAAACCCCAGAUAUCAAGCAGAGCGGGAGGAACCUCCACGCUUCGCUCGUCCAGGCACUUUUGAGUUUGAGUACUCUAAGCGGUGGAAGUCGCUCGACGAAAUGGAGAAGCAGCAGAGGCAGCAGGUGGAGAAGAACAUGCGGGAGGCCCGUGAGAAGCUAGAGAGUGAGAUGGAGGACGCUUACCACGAGCACCAGGCCAAUCUACUCCGACAAGAUUUGCUGAGGCGACAGGAGGAACUGCGGCGCAUGGAGGAGCUGCACAGUCAGGAAAUGCAAAAGAGGAAGGAGAUGCAGCUCAGACAAGAAGAAGAGCGACGCAGGAGGGAGGAGGAGAUGCUUCGUAAGAGGGAGAUGGAAGAACAGAUGCGCCGUCAGCGUGAGGAGAACUACAGGAUGGGCAACUUCAUGGAUAGGGACAGGGAAAUGAGAAUGGGUGCCGGCGGAGCUAUGGGCAUGGGAGAUAUGCCCUUUGGUGCAUCCAACCAGAAGUUCCCCAUGGGUGGAAUGGGCUUUGAGGGACAGCAGGGAAUGGGACCAUCCUCAGGAGGCUUGAUGGGCAACGAAAUGCGCAAUGAGCGCUUUGCCCAGGGUGGUCCUAGGGGGAUGGGUCCUGGUAACCCUGGUUAUGGCAGGGUCCGUGAGGAGUUUGAUGGUCCUACUAAGAAACCCCGUUUUUAAAUGCUGCUCUUUGAUGCUCCCAGCAGCAACAUUUGUAUAGAUUCUCCAAAACGAACAUGUUGAGUCGUAUUUCCUGUAUUUAAGUUUAAAUUGUUGCUACAUUUUAGCCUGACAAUUUGCUCAUUUUAUGACAAAGUCAAUAUUUUCAUUUUUUAUUUUGUAUUGUCAGUAGUAUGGAAAGGUAGGUCAUCAACUGACCGGUUAGUUCUUUCUGACCCAUGUACGAUUUUCUUUUCUAGAUGUAUUAUGCUCUGUGAGUCGUCGUGAAGUGAUGAUUGUAACAUUUUUCUCAACUUUCUAUGGCUGUGUUUUGUGCCAUACAUUUGCAGUCAAAGCAUGUACUAUAAUAAAGAUAAAUUGGUUCCAUCAGGA
Seriola dumerili (greater amberjack) is the source of this 2414-nucleotide messenger RNA. It is a transcript of the gene sfpq, whose product is annotated as splicing factor proline and glutamine rich. Gene Ontology annotation, molecular function: RNA binding. The record is from RefSeq and is a predicted model, not a curated record. Gene Ontology annotation, biological process: regulation of DNA-templated transcription. NCBI's taxonomy places the organism in Eukaryota, Metazoa, Chordata, Actinopteri, Carangiformes, Carangidae. The transcript has 10 exons. The coding region runs from base 117 to 2042 and encodes 641 amino acids. Gene Ontology annotation, cellular component: nucleus.